This is a messenger RNA of Ostertagia ostertagi, 1218 nucleotides long. Lineage: Eukaryota; Metazoa; Nematoda; Chromadorea; Rhabditida; Trichostrongylidae. The record is from the annotation of a GenBank genome assembly.
AUGCCCAGUCCAUCAAGGCAGCCCAGUCGCGGUGCAACGUCAAGCUCAUCGGAACAUCCGAGCAGUCACAGUCCAUUCAGUCACACCGGCUCGACACCUGAGCCUGCCUCGAUCACCGUUCGUCCAGCUCCACUCAUGGCGAAAGUUCCGACACCGAAACGUCGAAGUCUACCGGCCAGGUUUGUUCGCGAGCCUGAGGGCUUUGGAAUGAAUCCGUGGAUAAGAGAGUCGGAUGUCGACGAUCCCUCAACGAUGUAUUUAAGUCCAGUCGACUCUCCGAUCGAGGAUCCCAUGCCAGUUAAGAAGCUGAGUUCAGUUCGCAGUGGAGCUGCGGAACAACUGCCUCCGAAUCCGAAGCUUGGUGUACCGUCGCGAUACAGUGCCGGCACCUGCCGAAAAGUGUUGGCUGGAGUGGAUGUGAAUACUCCUUCAGGAGUUUUCAUGAGACGUAGUCGUUCGAAAGACGAACGAGCCUCAAUUGGCGCGUCAAUGUCGCCAUGUCGAACCCAGAAAUCAGCCUCGCGCUCCACCUUGCACUCAGUGCCGAUCUUCCUGUCCAAUGAUAGUGUUGGGAGUGGCAGUCGCGUUUCUCAUACGGAAAUAUCGCUUGGCAAGAGGUCGCUGGAGAGUCCUGAGGAACAGAAUAAGCUAUACCUUCAGAUGGCGCUAUCUCAUGUGCAAACACUUUCUAUGGUGGCUGAUCGGCUGGCAAACGAUAUGAGGCGUGGUGAGGAGCCGGUCUCGCGUAAUCAGCUGGGUCAGCUUGAGUUUUCACAUUUCAUCAUCGAAUCUCAGCAUCCGAUUCUCGCGAAAGGAAAGAGUCUCUUCUAUAAUGCCAUAUUACCGCGUCCAGGUGACUCGGAUUAUCCAGUAACUCUUAUGAUUGCACCAUGCUCUCAAUAUGCCCCACUGAUGAGGCGAAGCGGUUCGCAGUUGUUUACCCUCCCUGGAUUCUUGGAGCUUGAAGAUCAGGACGGCAGCAUCAGCAAAUUCCUACAUGACACUGGAACUCCAAAUCUCGACGGUCGACACACUAAGGUGGUGGCUUUACCUCGUACAAAUCUGUGCUCAUUUCAUUCGUUGGCCGCCCAUCAUCUCAAUCAGAGAAUGGACUCAAAUGCCCAUGAACAGCUGGUCUCCUUCAUACUUCUACAGCUGCUUGCUGCUUUGAAAAUGCUUCAGAGUGACGGUGUCGAGUCACUCAGCACCAAUUUUAAG